CAUUCGGAACACACACAGGUUGCACACGCUGCUCUCUGUUCUUCAGUCCACACCAGGACAAGGUUCAGCAGCCCGGUUAACGUGGUUUUGUAAACUGUGGGACAUUGGGAACACACCUGUCGGGGGUUCGCCCUAUAUUCUAAGAGAUACAUCUCCCUCAACAGGAUACAACUCACGGAUGAAUGGGACCAGGCUGGAAAGAGAGAGGGUGUCGUGGAGAAAGUGCAUGUCCCGUAACGUCGCUGUCGUGAGUAUCGUCAUGGUUGCCGUCAUCGUUGUCAUUUACGGCAUGGCUGUGAGGAAUAAUCAGAUGCGUGUCACAAUCUUCAGCCUUGCAUCAAGGAGUAAUUCAUCGGCUGGGGAUAUAAUGAGACAUUCCCAGUAUAUAAUAUACAGAUGCUUGAAAGGCCGGCAAUGCGGUGGAUAUGCAGAUCGUCAGAAAGGCAUCGUUGCUGGUUACGUCACGUCGGUAAUGACGGGUCGAGGGUUUGGUAUAGAGAUGAACAAACCUUGUGAGUUGUCAAACUUUCUCCGCCCAAAUAAAGUGGACUGGACAGUCAAUCCUGAGAUACACAAACUCAAAUCUGACACGUGUAGAAAGCUCAACAGUGGGGCACAUUAUUUGCGCGUGAAACUAUCUACUGAUGACGUCGGCAAAAUCUUCCCAGAAAACAUAACUUAUCUCACUGUUAAUACAGAUUUUGUUCAAUAUCUGAAACAGAAUAUCAAAUACAGAGAUAGUCUUGGGUGGAUGACGAAUGCUACUGUGGGUGAAAUCUAUGCCAAAUCGUGGAGGACGUUGUUUCGUUUAAAGGAUGAUUUGCAAAAGGAUCUGGAUAAAUUCCUAUCUCUUGUUCCAAGGAACUACUCGCUUAUUUGUGCACAAAUUCGUAUGGGUAAGAAUCCAAGUAUUCCAAAUGAUAGCGAGACAAGAAACGAUCCUGAAAGCGUUGAAACAAUAUGGAAGUUUCUGGAACAAUAUAACGACACGUCAAAAUAUAAAAUAUUUGUGUCGACAGAUUCAGAAAAUAUAGGAAAUGAAAGCCUUCGACUUUUCCCAAAUACUUCUGUGACACUUCCGGGUGUUAUUGCGCAUGUGGACAAGUCACCUCGAUGUGAGGGCUUCCGGAAGGUGAUACUGGACCAGGAAGUGCUGAGUCAUUGUGACACCCUGUUGAUCACCAACAGUGGUGUAGGGAGGAUAGCAGCCUUUUUUAGACAACGAGAAGAUAAUCUAUAUUGUUUCAUGAAUCGACAACUCACUAAAUGUAAUUAUACCUCUCCAGAAUUUAUGCCCAAGAGCUGGUAGGGAUAUUAUUUGACGUUCCCAGUUAACUAUUUAAUGUACUAAAAUGUUUAAAAAGCGAUACUUUGGGGUGAAUUUUCUUGAAAUAGUUUGACACUGUUUAGUUAAUAAAACAUGAACAGUUUUAGCUGGAA
This is a messenger RNA of Haliotis rubra (blacklip abalone), 1440 nucleotides long. RefSeq lists its product as uncharacterized. The record is from RefSeq and is a predicted model, not a curated record. The transcript has 2 exons. Lineage: Eukaryota; Metazoa; Mollusca; Gastropoda; Lepetellida; Haliotidae. Bases 179 to 1309 code for a protein of 376 amino acids.